Molecule: messenger RNA, 1155 nt
Organism: Sorghum bicolor (sorghum)
Lineage: Eukaryota; Viridiplantae; Streptophyta; Magnoliopsida; Poales; Poaceae
Exons: 5
Coding region: 1-1155 (384 amino acids)
Source: RefSeq, a predicted model, not a curated record
AUGGGUGCCUGCAACUGGCUGGGUCUUCUACGGGAUUUUAAGAGCGCGUUUGUGAGGGUGGCCCAGAUGGAUCCCUCUUUGCGCCGGGAAAUGAUGCGUAGGCAGGCUGCUGCUAUGACUAUUGUGAUGGUGUCUUUUGUAAGCACUAGGCUUAAAAGGAAAAGUCCUGAACCUGAUACUGAGCCUGACCCCUUAACCCCUUGGAUUAGAGAGGAAAAUGAGCUGCACAGGCAGAGAACACUGGCACUUAUUUACAACUCCACUGAUGUAGAGUGCAUAUCCAUGCUUAGGAUGAGAAGAGCACCUUUUUUUGCUCUCUGUGAUUUGCUUAGGCACAGGCAGUUGGUGACAGAUAGGGAGGGGGUGUCUGUUGAGGAGCAAGUAGCCAUGUUCCUUCAUGUGCUUAGGACUGAGGUCAUUAGGCCACCUAGCACAGCCACUCCUGCCAAGAUCCUUGGGAGUCCUAGAUGGAAUCCAUAUCUUAAGGACUGCAUUGGUGCCAUUGAUGGCACCCAUGUGCUUGCUAGAGUUCCUAGGAACAUGCAGCAAGCUUUCAGGGGUAGGAAAAAGGACCCCACACAGAAUGUCAUGGUUGUUGUGGACUUUGAUCUCAAGUUCACUUAUGUAUUAGUUGGCUGGGAAGGGUCUGCUCAUGAUGCACUUAUUCUUUCCGAUGCCAUUGAGAGACAGGAUGGGUUCACUAUGCCCCAAGGUAAAUAUUACUUGGUGGAUGCUGGGUAUGCAUGCAAAAAUGGUUUCCUACCUCCAUACAGGGGUGUCAGGUACCAUUUGAGUGAGUUUGGGUCUAAUAGGCCUACCAAUGCCCAGGAGCUGUUCAAUCUACGACACUCAUCACUUAGAGUCACAGUGGAGAGGGCUAUAGGUGCACUGAAGAAUAGGUUCAGGAUUCUUGAUAACAAGCCAUUUCACAAGUAUAAGACCCAAGUAAAGCUUGUCAUUGACUGUUGCAUCAUACACAACUGGAUCUUGGGGUUUGGUACUGAUGAGCAUGUCCCUUCUGAGGUAGGCUUUACUGGUACUCUGCCUGACUCAAAUGAAUCUGAUAGCCAAGAACAAGACUCUGCACUCAUGGCCGCAAAGAGGGAUGCAAUCUGCAAUGCUAUGUGGGAGGGGAGGGGCACUCAUAGAGUUUGA